This is a messenger RNA of Maudiozyma barnettii, 966 nucleotides long. RefSeq names its product carbon-nitrogen hydrolase family protein. The transcript has a single exon. The record is from RefSeq and is a predicted model, not a curated record. Gene Ontology annotation, molecular function: catalytic activity. Lineage: Eukaryota; Fungi; Ascomycota; Saccharomycetes; Saccharomycetales; Saccharomycetaceae. Bases 1 to 966 code for a protein of 321 amino acids.
AUGUCGAAAAGGAUUGUUUCUGCUCUACAGAUAGGUUCCUCCCCGGAAGGUACCACUGCCACUAUUGAAAAAAUAUUAUCAUAUGAAUCACAAAUUAAGGAAUCUGGAACGUCAUUAGUAGUUAUUCCAGAGGCAACUGUUGGUGGUUAUCCGAUUGGGUCGAAUUUUGGUGCUUACGUGGGUUACCGUACUCCCCGAGGCCGUGGAGAUUUUAAACGGUAUUUUAAGCAAUCGAUCAAAAUAGGUAACGAUCCUGAGUGUAAAGAGAUCAAGACCCUAGAAGGGUUAUCCAAGAGGACAGGUGCUUCACUCGUUGUUGGGUGCAUUGAACGGGAUAGUUAUACCCUUUAUUGUACAAUGGUUUUUAUUGAUCCACAGCUAGGAUAUAUUGGGAAACACAGAAAAUUACAACCCACGGCGUCAGAGAGAUUGAUAUGGGGUCAAGGAGACGGAUCUACUUUAACUGUCGUUGAUUCAAAAGUAGGAAAACUCGGUGGAGCGAUCUGUUGGGAAAACACACUUCCUUUAUUGAGACAUUCCAUGUAUGCUAAAGGUGUUCAAGUGUGGUGCGCACCAACAGUUGAAGACAUGCCAAUGUGGGAAACAAUUAUGAAAAAUAUCGCAUUCGAGGGAAGAUUAUUUGUGGUCAGUGCAGUACAAUAUGUACCAUCGGCCACAGAGAUGGGGUACGGGGUCCCAAUAGAAGGUUCUGAUAAUGAAAGAAUAUUGCCUGGAUUGGAGUCUUCUGAUGAGCCAUGUCUUAAGGGAGGAAGUAUUAUCGUUGAUCCCUUUGGUAAAGUAUUGGCCGGUCCUCUUCGUGGACAAGAAGGUCUUCUAGUUGCAAAUAUCGACCUGGACCUUAUUAUUGAGGGCAAGUACGAUUUGGAUGUUGUCGGUCAUUAUAGUCGUGGAGAUGUUUUCCAAUUGACAGUCAACGAGAAAUCUACCGAUAUACAUUUUGUGUAA